Molecule: messenger RNA, 933 nt
Organism: Ipomoea nil (Japanese morning glory)
Lineage: Eukaryota; Viridiplantae; Streptophyta; Magnoliopsida; Solanales; Convolvulaceae
Exons: 1
Coding region: 1-933 (310 amino acids)
Source: RefSeq, a predicted model, not a curated record
AUGGGUUCUGAUUCUAAUCGUGUUGCUGCACUGGUUAGUAAGUGGGCUCUUGAGUUUAAAGUUCGUUAUAUGGGGGUUUCUUCUUUCUUUUUGAGAAUUGAAACUGUUCAAUUGGCUACUGGCCUGCUCUUGUCUCAGCAGCGUUACUUGAAGGAUAUUCUCAAGCGAGCAGGUAUGGUUGAUUGCAAACCGGUAGCCACGCCGGUGUCAUCUGCCAAACCCGUGGAAGGCCCUGUGGUCCCGUAUGCCGAUCCGACUCAUUACCGCAGUCUUGCAGGGGCCCUACAGUAUCUUACGGUAACUCGUCCUGAUCUCUCUUAUGCUGUUAAUCGUCUGUGUCAGCACAUGCAUGCUCCUACCACUGCAGAUUGGGCGGGUUUGAAGAGAGUCCUGCGCUAUGUCAAUGGGACUCUCAAUCUUGGUCUCCACAUAUCUUGUUCUGAGUCUCUUGAUAUUCAUGCAUACUCUGACUCGGAUUGGGCUGGUAAUCCGGAUGAUCGGAAAUCCACUAGCGGUUUUGCUGUUUUUCUGGGAAAGAAUCUUAAAUCAUGGGUGUGUCGCAAGCAACAGACUGUGGCUCGCUCCUCAACCGAAGCCGAGUAUAAAGGGUUAGCUGAUGUAUCUGUUGAAGUCACUUGGCUUGUCUCUCUAAUGCAGGAAAUGGAGUUCCCAGUCAUCUCUGCGCCGAAACUGUGGUGUGACAACCUAGGGGCGACUUACUUAUGCGCUAAUCCAGUGUUUCAUGCUCGCACGAAGCACAUCGAGAUUGACUAUCACUUUGUUCGCGAUAAAGUCGCCAAGAAUGAGUUGCAAGUUCACUUUAUUUCAACCAAAGAUCAGAUAGCCGAUAUUUUUACUAAACCUCUUUCUUCCUUACGUUUUAACACACUUCGUCACAAGCUCAAUGUUUUGGCUAGCCAACCUUGUGCUUGA